AUGACGAGUCUGUGGCACGGGUCGCUUACGUCAGUAGCAUGACUACAAGUUACCGUACCUGACGCCCGGAUGAGACCAGUCCACUUGAGUACUGUUGCAUUAAUCCCAGACGAGAAUAGGGCUAGAAGCAGAAAAGCACAAAAUGAAAGGGGAACUCACGUAUCCGAAAGCUGUUUUUCUCAUAAUCUGCAUGGAGUUCUGUGAGCGGUUCUCAUUCCACGGAAUGCGAAUAAUCCUAUCCCUGUACAUCAAGAACAAAUUGAACUACAGCGAUGAUACCGCCACCAUAAUCUACCAUGCCUUCAUGAUGCUCGCGUUCUUCUUCCCAUUAUUCGGUGCAAUUCUAGCUGAUUCGAUACUUGGGAAAUUCAAAACCAUUCUGUACUUGAGUGUCGUCUAUGCCGCGGGCCAACUCCUUCUCGCAGUCGGCGCUGUUCCAACUUUUGGGUUACCAGUCAGAGAACUUACAAUGAUUGGAUUGUUUCUAAUUGCCACGGGUACGGGUGGAAUAAAACCGUGCGUCUCAGCUUUGGGCGGAGACCAAUUCAUCCUUCCCGAACAGGAAAACUAUUUCCGCACCUUUUUCCCAGUAUUUUAUUUCGCCAUAUGCAGCGGAGCUUUCUGUUCAUCGGUUGUCACUCCCGAAUUACGUAAUGGCAUAAAAUGUUUUGAGGAACAGGAGUGCUAUUCAAUCGCCUUUUUUGUGCCUACAAUUCUCAUGGUUCUAACCAUUGUGAUAUUUCUUGCUGGCAAACCGCUCUACAGGAUAAAGAAACCUGCGCGAAAUAUUGUUCUAGAUGUUGCCAAAUGCAUAUGGCGCGCAAUUCACAGAAAGUCAAAGGCAAAUCAAGAAAUCAAGCAAAAGCACUGGCUGGACUAUGCCAACGACAAAUACGAUUCCAAAUUCAUCAACGAUUUAAAAAAAACUUCGCGAACUCUGAAGCUGUUCAUAGCUUUCCCUUUUUUCUGGGCUCUUUCAUCGCAAGUAGGAUCCCGUUGGACCUUCCAAGCUACAAGAAUGAACGGGGAAAUUGGCAGUUUCCUCCUGAAGGCUGAUCAAAUACAAGUAGUCGAACCAAUCUUUGCCAUCAUUUUAGUUCCUGCACUCAGUACCUUCGUUUACCCGGUAAUGGCAAAGAUCAAAUGCCUUCACACGCCAUUGCAAAAAUUAACAACCGGUGGAAUUCUAGGUGCAGUUGCAUUUAUUUUUGCCGCGCUUGUGGAACUGCGAUUAGAGACGACGUAUCCAGUUCUUCCAACCAACGGAUCAGCACAGUUGCGAAUUUUCAACCCUAGGGAUUGCCAAUUACCUGUUGUAAUAGGUAAUGAAUCUAUAGUGAUGGAACCAUUCGCUAUGUGGGGAGGCAGUAAUAUCAAUAUCAAAGGCAAUCAAUCGAUACCAUACAUUGCUGAUUUUUCAUGCUGCGGUGGAGAUAAAAACGUAAAUGGAUUCAUUACGGCUGUAGAGGGACAGGCGACUUCAUAUGUACUGGAGUCAACAUCCCCAUACGCCUAUAAGGACUACAUUAACAAAACGAAGAGUGGGAAUCCCGCAAUUCGAGUGUUGACGUACAAUGUCCGGAACCCGAACACCUCAACAAAGGUUGAAUUAUCAGGAGUGAAUUACGUUUUUGAAAGUGCGUCAGAUCUUGAACGAGUAACACCAGUCGGAGAAUUCAUCCCAGGAGAAUACAAUGUCAAAGUUAAUGGGAAAGAUGUUGGUUCAAUAUCCAUAAAACUUGGUGGUGUUUAUACUCUGCAAACGUUUGUCGGUGCGAAUAUGACAAAAAUAGGUCUCUCAAUAGUGACUCCACCAAAUUCGGUGCACAUUCUGUGGCUUCUUCCUCAAUAUGUUGCUAUGACUUUGGCUGAAGUUGUAUUCUCCACAACUGGAUACGAAUUUGCAUUUACGCAAGCUCCAAGUACGAUGAAAUCGCUUCUUCAGGCUGUAUGGUUGCUCACCAUAGCUGGGGGUAAUCUUAUCGUUGUGAUAAUUACUAAAGCGGGGAUUUUCAAGCGACAGGCAUUGGAGUUCUCUUUUUUCGCUGGUUCGACCGCUCUCAUCUUCGUGAUAUUUGCGGUAAUGACGAAGUCUUACGAAUAUCAUAAUUACAGUGACGAUGAAAUUUCGGGAGAUGAAGAUAAAAAGAUACCACGUACAGGGAAAAAUAGUGAAGCGCGGUCUUGUUCACGUAAUGAAGAGAGUUUGGAAUUGUAGAUUCUUAAUCAUGACAAUCCUCCCAUUUAAUAAAAUUUUUUCUUUUUUCGCGCGAAACUGCGUUAUCAUCUGAGCUGAUAAUAUCGCUUCAUGCUAAACAGAAAAAUUUCCAUAAGAGCCCAGAUCCUUAGAAAUUUAUAUUUGCAGAGUCUUCACUUUAUUUUCCCUAUUAUUUAUCAUUCGAUUUUCAAAUGGUCCGCACGUCCAAAUUAUUCGGAGAAUCUCACCUCUGGCAGUUUCAUUGGAUUGUACAUUAUAAAUGGUCGGUUCUGAUAUCUGUAUUUUGAAAUUCGUCGAAUAAUAGACAAGAAAUUUGACUUAUUUCGUUAAAGUUUCCGGUGAUAAUUGAAUCUGUAUUUUUUUAUUCCUCAUAUCAACGUGAAAAUCGUUCAGGACAUAGAUAAUGACUUCAAUAUCAAGUGUAUAAAAUCCCAGAGGUCUCAGUCAAUUAUUUGACUGACAAAUGACCCUUCGAAAAUUCGUCGGUGAAUUAAGGGAGUACCGUUUCCUCUUAAGACGCAACGGAACUUACCAUCGGAGUAGA
This is a messenger RNA of Diachasma alloeum, 2762 nucleotides long. RefSeq names its product peptide transporter family 1. NCBI's taxonomy places the organism in Eukaryota, Metazoa, Arthropoda, Insecta, Hymenoptera, Braconidae. The record is from RefSeq and is a predicted model, not a curated record. Gene Ontology annotation, biological process: transmembrane transport; oligopeptide transport. Bases 143 to 2218 code for a protein of 691 amino acids. The transcript is spliced from 8 exons. Gene Ontology annotation, molecular function: dipeptide transmembrane transporter activity. Gene Ontology annotation, cellular component: membrane.